Messenger RNA from Tupaia belangeri chinensis (Chinese tree shrew), 829 nucleotides. It is a transcript of the gene PTGES3, whose product is annotated as prostaglandin E synthase 3. Lineage: Eukaryota; Metazoa; Chordata; Mammalia; Scandentia; Tupaiidae. Gene Ontology annotation, cellular component: nucleus; cytosol. Gene Ontology annotation, molecular function: Hsp90 protein binding; prostaglandin-E synthase activity; protein-folding chaperone binding. The record is from RefSeq and is a predicted model, not a curated record. Gene Ontology annotation, biological process: prostaglandin biosynthetic process; telomerase holoenzyme complex assembly; telomere maintenance via telomerase.
CCCGCCCACCCACUCGCCCGUCCCCCUGCCCUGUUCACAAUGCAGCCUGCUUCUGCAAAGUGGUAUGAUCGAAGGGACUAUGUCUUCAUUGAAUUUUGUGUUGAAGACAGUAAAGAUGUUAAUGUAAAUUUUGAAAAAUCCAAACUUACAUUCAGUUGUCUUGGAGGAAGUGAUAAUUUUAAACAUUUAAAUGAAAUUGAUCUUUUCCACUGUAUUGAUCCAAAUGAUUCCAAGCAUAAAAGAACGGAUAGAUCAAUUUUAUGUUGUUUACGGAAAGGAGAAUCUGGACAGUCAUGGCCAAGGUUAACAAAAGAAAGGGCGAAGCUUAACUGGCUUAGUGUGGACUUUAAUAAUUGGAAAGACUGGGAAGACGAUUCAGAUGAAGACAUGUCUAAUUUUGAUCGUUUCUCUGAGAUGAUGAACAACAUGGGUGGUGAUGAGGAUGUAGAUUUACCAGAAGUAGAUGGAGCAGAUGAUGAUUCACAAGACAGUGAUGAUGAAAAAAUGCCAGAUCUGGAGUAAAGAAUGUUGUCAUCACCUGGAUUUUGAGAAAGAAAAAUAACUUCUCUGCAAGAUUUCAUAAUUGAGAGAAUUCCUGAGUUGAUAGCUCUAAAGGCAGAUGCUGUAUUUGCCUCCUUUAACCCAUUUUCAACCUGUUUGUUUUUUAAAAGGCUUCACUAAGGGUUGAUAAGUAAGUACCAUUGUAUGGGGCAGUUUUAAGUCAGCUAAGGCAAUAACCUUAUGCAUGAACAUUUCCCAGACUUCAUGAAGCUGUUGAGGUCCUAGGCAAUUGAUAAAGCAGUUGUGAUAAAUAAAACAUUUCACCUAA